Carassius gibelio (silver crucian carp) is the source of this 2778-nucleotide messenger RNA. RefSeq names its product inter-alpha-trypsin inhibitor heavy chain H3. The transcript is spliced from 22 exons. The record is from RefSeq and is a predicted model, not a curated record. Lineage: Eukaryota; Metazoa; Chordata; Actinopteri; Cypriniformes; Cyprinidae. Bases 53 to 2647 code for a protein of 864 amino acids.
UUUAAAGGCAGCGUGACAUUAUUUGGAGGUCAGUUGAUGUCCUGUGCGGAUCAUGAUGGAUCGAGCAGCUCUCCGGCUGAUUCUGUUGGGUGUUUUUCUCAUCUCAGCCACUUCUGAUCCAGUUAAGAAGAAAAAAAAAGUGGAUAUAUACAGCUUCUUCAUUAACUCCACGGUCACCAGUCGCUAUGCCACAACAGUCAUCACAAGCCGUGUUGCAAACACACUGAAUGAAUCUCAAGAAAUCCAGUUUGAGGUCAAGAUUCCCAAGAACGCCUUCAUCAGCAAAUUCAGAAUGGUUAUUGAGGGAACAACAUAUGAUGGGGUUGUGAAGGGAAAAGAAGAAGCUCAGCAGCAAUACAAUCAAGCGGUAUCUCGAGGACAAAGUGCUGGACUGGUCAAAUCUGUUGGAAGGACUUUAGAGGACUUUAAAACUUCAGUGACGGUGGCUGCUUUAAGUAAAGUGACCUUUGAGUUGACCUACGAGGAACUGUUAAAGCGCCGCCUCGGUAAAUAUGAGCUACUCAUCAACGCACAACCGAUGCAGCCGGUGGCUGACUUCAAGAUGGAUGUGCACAUCCAAGAGAAACCAGGAAUUUCCUUCUUGGAGGUGAAAGGAGAUUUGAGCACCGGUGAUCUGACCAAUGCCAUCAAAACCACCAGAGCAGACAAAGACGCAUGGGUGACCUUCUACCCCACACGAGAUCAACAGACCAAGUGUAAAAGCUGUGGAGAAAAUGGGUUGAAUGGAGACCUGCUUAUAACAUACGAUGUUGAGAGACGAAGUCCCAAAGGACAAGUCGUGUUAUCAAAUGGCUAUUUCGUCCACUACUUUGCUCCCUCUGAUGUUCCACGUAUUCCCAAAAUUGUGGUGUUUGUCAUUGACCGCAGUGGCUCUAUGUCUGGCAGAAAAAUGGACCAGACUCGUGUGGCACUGCUGAGGAUUUUGACAGAUCUUGAUGAGGACGAUCACUUUGGAUUGAUCACAUUUGACAGUGAGGUUAGCUUAUGGAAGCGUAAACUCCGCAAAGCUACUGAGACAAACCUGGAGAAUGCGAAAUCUUUUGUGAAGGAGAUCAGAGAUAGAGGAGCCACAGACAUAAACGCUGCAGUUCUAGCAGGAGUGGACAUGAUCAGUCGACAUCCACGAGAGGGAACAGCCUCCAUCCUGAUCCUGCUGACUGAUGGAGACCCCACUUCAGGUGAAACCAACAUAGAGAAGAUAAUGGCCAAUGUUAAAGAAGCCAUUGGGACAAAGUUUCCGCUCUAUUGUCUUGGUUUUGGAUAUGAUGUCAAUUUUGACUUCCUGACAAAGAUGUCACUGGAAAAUGGUGGAGUUGCUCGCAGGAUUUAUGAAGAUUCGGACGCUGAUCUACAGCUGCAGGGCUUCUAUGAUGAAGUUGCGGUCCCUCUCCUCACUGAUAUUCAACUUAAAUACCCAGGAGGGACAAAACUUACCAAGACCAGCUUUAGCUUGUACUUCAAUGGCUCUGAGAUUGUGGUGUCAGGACAAAUCACAGACAACAGUGUGGAGAGUUUCACCACUGAAGUCAUCGCAGUAUCAAAAGGCAGUAAUGUGACAUAUCAGGACACUAUAAUGACAAAAGACCCCAGUGAUGUCCCUCCUGAGGAUGAAGAUUUCAUGCAGAGAUUGUGGGCCUACCUUACAGUGAAGCAGCUUCUGGAGAGACAGGUGCUUCUUAAAGGACAAGAGAAAGAGGAUGAACAGAAAGAAGCUCUAAAACUCUCCCUAAAAUACCAGUUUGUCACUCCCCUCACCUCGAUGGUUGUUACCAAGCCACAGGAAGAGGAAAUAGAAGUUGCUGAGAAACCCGAAGAGGUAGGAAGGGAACAGACUGACCAUGAUGACAUCUUAAUGUCAAUGCCCAUCACAGAUAUGUCAUCCUAUUAUUAUGAUUCAUAUAUGGAUGUACCAGAUACAUACGUCUCCCAAACUGAAACAAUGUUCACAACUACAAUGUUUACAACUACUUUGUAUACAACUACUUCCCCUGCUGUGCAAGAAGUCAAUCGUUUCCUGCUGGAUGUUGUUGGUCAGUCUAAGCCACUUUGUUUUGAUAUUCCUGUUCCUCACAAACUCAGACUCCUCCAGGAUUCAGCUUCAGAAUUCUCUAUGAAUGGAGAGUCUUUGAGUGAACAGAAUGGAUUCCAUCAAAUUGCUUUUCAUUACAAAACUAACCAUCACUUGAUGAUAAAUACAAAGUCUAUCAGUUAUCGUAAUGGCCAGGACAAUGUUGAGUUUUUGUGGGGCCAGGAACCAACCCAGUACAAUGCAGAAAGUGUGUCUCUGGUUGUUCGGGAACAUGUAAUGAAUGUUACCUUUGGAAAUAUCAGUGUUGUUAUUCUUUCUCAUAAGAAAGAUGGGGUCAUGUUUUUGUGGCCUGUCAUUUGGGAAUAUUCAAAAGAUGCCAAGCUGACAGGUGUUUUAGGAAAGGCUGAUAUUUCAUAUAAAGAGACUCAAGGAUCACAAACACCAAUUCUAAAGAUAAAGGACAAGGAGGUGAAGACAUCUUUGGAGACUGUCAGUGAUUACAGAUUGCAUUCAACUCCUGUUCGAGAAUGCUGGCUUGUCCCGUUCCAGGCUGUGAUGGAAGCAGAGAUUUCUGAUUUCACUGUCACUCAGCUGUAAAAUGGACAGUGUUUCCUAUUAUUUUAAUGGUUCGUAUUAAGUAAAUGCUUCGAUGGUUCAAUCCCAUCUGGCCCAGGAAUUGUGUAAACAAAAGUAAAAUAAAUAAUAAAAAAAAGGCUUUGAAUUCCAAA